Messenger RNA from Linum tenue, 1984 nucleotides. The record is from the annotation of a GenBank genome assembly. NCBI's taxonomy places the organism in Eukaryota, Viridiplantae, Streptophyta, Magnoliopsida, Malpighiales, Linaceae.
AGGUGGCGAGGAGGGACAGGACGGAUCGGAUCGUGUAAUACCCGACGACGACGAGACGGAUUCAAAUCGCCAUCCUCACAACUACCAACAUAAUCUUUGGCCACAUUUUCAAACGAAUUCCACCAAAGACCAAAGUUUCCCAAAAUGACACUAUCUGUCGGCACUCACUUCCAUCAAUGAGAAAGGAAAUGGUAUUAUUGAAGCCUCAUAAAUUGCAAUAGCAAAACCCAAUUUAAAGCACCCACAGAGACAGACAGAGGAGAAGAAGAAAGAAAGGACCUUUCUUCCUUCUCUGUUCAGCCAAAAACACACAGAAAGAAAAAUGGACUCGAAGAAGCCACACGCACUGUGCAUACCUUUCCCAGCUCAGAGCCACAUCAAGGCCACGCUCAUGCUCGCCAAGUUACUCCACAACAGAGGCUUCCACAUCACAUUCGUCAACACCGAGUUCAACCACCGCCGCUUCCUCCAGAGCAGAGGCCCCCACGCCCUCGCCGGCCUCCCCGACUUCCGAUUCGCCACCAUCCCCGACGGCAUCCCGCCGUCGAGCAUCGACGCCACGCAGGACGUCCGCGCCAUCUGCAGCUCCAUCCGCAAUUUCAUGCUCGCUCCCUUCAGGGACCUCCUCGCCGACCUGAUGUCCCGUACUGACGGAGACCCCCCUCCGGUGAGCUGCGUGAUCAACGACACGAUGCCGUUCGCCGUCGACGCCGCUCGAGAGCUCGGCGUGCCGUCGGUGAGCUACUGGAGCUUCGCUGCUUGUGCAUUCAUGGGGUUCAAGCAGCUCCGCCCCUUCUUCGAAAAGGGCGUCACCCCUUUCAAAGACGUCAGUAAUUUGACGAAUGGAUACCUCGACACAGAAGUCGAGGUGCCGGGGAUGAAGAACAUGCGACUCAGAGACCUGCCGAGCAUCCUGCAAACGACGGACGCCGAGGACCCGAUUCUCCACUGGCUAAUGGAGAGCGCCGAUUCCGCCGGCGGAGCUUCCGCCGUUCUAAUCCACACAUUCGACGCCCUCGAACCGGACGUCCUCGCCGCGCUCGACUCCAUCUACCCGGACCGGGUCUACCCGGUCGGACCGAUACAGCUCCUCCUCGAUCAGAUCUCGCCGGACCCGACCAUCGACGACGCAAUCAGCUACAGCCUGUGGAAGGAAGACUCGGAGUGCCUCCGCUGGCUCGACGCCAGACCGCGAAACUCCGUAAUCUACGUCAAUUUCGGGAGCAUCAUCACGAUGUCGAAACGGGAUCUGGUCGAAUUCGCGAUGGGUUUCGUGAGCAGCGGGGUCUCGUUCCUCUGGGUCAUCCGGCAGGACCUCGUCGAAGGGGAACUGGCGGCUCUGCCGCCGGAGGUACGGGAGAAGGCGGAGAGGAAUGGGUUCAUCUCCGGUUGGUGCCCGCAGGAGGAGGUGCUGAACCAUCCGGCGGUCGGAGGGUUUCUGACGCACUGCGGGUGGGGAUCGGUGAUUGAGAGCUUGACGGCGGGGGUUCCGGUGCUCUGCUUGCCGUUCUUCGGCGAUCAGAUUGUGCAUUGCAGGUUUUUGUGUAGGGAGUGGGGGGUCGGGAUGGAGAUCGAGAAGGAGGUGAAGCGGGCGGCGGUGGAGAAGCUGGUUAGGGAUUUGAUGAAUGGGGAAGAAGGGGAGAAGAUGAGGAAGAAGGCGGAGGAUUGGGGGAGGUUGGCCCGCGAAGCUACUGGGCCUGGUGGAUCGUCGACCGUCAAUUUGGGCCGAUUGGUGAAUGAGGUCCUUCUGCCGAAGUGAGUGGGUUGGGCUUUUCUGGUUUGAAGUUUGGGCUGGACCUUGACAUUAGAAUACUGAAACCUCAAUGAUUAGUUGUUAGUUGUUACCCUCGAAUAAUCGCCAAUGUAUGUUGGAAAUUUGGAAAUUUUAUCACUGUAAUCUGUAUCUCCCCGUGAAAUAAAUCAUGUAUUUCGAUUCAUUUCAACACAAUCUCAUUUCCUUUUCGCUUAUCCCAUUAUAUAAUCC